Caenorhabditis bovis is the source of this 1467-nucleotide messenger RNA. NCBI's taxonomy places the organism in Eukaryota, Metazoa, Nematoda, Chromadorea, Rhabditida, Rhabditidae. The record is from the annotation of a GenBank genome assembly.
AUGAUUGAGCAAAACAACAAAAUUGGCCUGAUUACUGCGAUUUCAUAUACAAUUGGAGAUAUUGUUGGAUCAGGCAUUUUCAUUUCGCCAACUUCAAUUCUAAAUCAUGCCGGAUCGGUUGGGCUCUCUCUUUGCUUAUGGGCCAUAUGUGCUGUCAUCUCCUUAUUCGGCGCUUUAUCCUAUGUCGAACUCGGCCCUUCCAUCCGAAAAUCCGGAUGUGAUUUCGCGUAUCUCACAUUUUUCGGUUUGAGACCUUUCGCCGCCUCAUUCAUGUGGGCUUCAACAUGCUUAUCCUAUCCAGCGACAAUGGCGAUCCAAGCGGUCACAUUUGGAGAAUACGUUAUCACCGGCUUGGAUAAUUGGAUCUAUCUUGCUGACAAUUUCAGAUUUUUAGCCUAUCGACUCGUCGGAUUCUCAGUUCUAUGGCCUUUGAUGUAUCUCAAUUUUUUCUCGCUUCGCCAUGUCGCUGGUUAUUUCCAAAUUGUCGCCACAUUCACCAAAUUAAUCAUCGCCUCGAUCAUCAUUUUCACCGGAUUUUAUUUCAUCAUUUUCAAGCACAGCGUAUCGAACUUCAAUAAUAGUUUCAACGGUUCGAAUUGGAAUCCGAGCGGAUUAGUUCUCGGCAUUUAUUCGGGAUUGUUCGCUUAUAACGGAUGGGACGUGCUGAAUUUCGGAGCCGAGGAAAUCGAGAAUCCCCGCCGGACCAUGCCAAUCGCGGCGAUGACCGGCAUCUGCAUUUCGGCAACAAUAUUCCUUCUCAUGAACAUUUCCUAUUUUUCCGUGUUGACCGUCGACGAAUUCAAAACAUCUCCCGCAAUUGCUGUGACGUUUGCUGAGAAGACUCUCGGACAAUUUCACUACAUUGUCCCAUUUUUGGUAUCACUUCUUUUGUUGGGAAAUUUGAACACGACUAUUUUCGCGUGCAGCAGGUACAUGCAAGCCGGAGCCAAGGAAAACGUGAUGCCAACCCCAUUGAAAUUAAUAAAUCACUCAUCGCGUAGCCCACGGCUUACUGUAUUCGUUGUUGUCAUCAUCGCAAUUCUUUUAUCAUUUAUUGGAAGUCUGGAUCAACUCAUUUCGUAUAUGUCGUUUGCAACAUGGUCACAAAGACGGUUACUUCAGGCAGCGUUUGUUUAUUUCAAAUUCACGGGUAAAAUGAAAAGUCAAGACUCAUUUGUGGUUCCAAUCAUCGUUCCUUCCAUAUUUUUUGUGAUUUGCGUUUCACUUUUAGUUAUUCCAACUAUUCAGAACUAUCAUAUUGCCGUAUAUGGUUUAAGUCUUACGUUAGGCGGUGCAAUCAUUUACUUCAUUUUCGUGCGCCCAAAACAUUUACCGCCGAUAUUUAACGUAAUUAAUGAUCGAGUUGUUAAAUUCUCGCAAAUCAUGUUUGACAUGGUCAUUGACGAACAAUCUGGCUUCGAGACUCCAGAAUAUAUUUGUAAUUGCGAUUACAAAAUUAAAUUAUAA